AUGUCUCAAUCUAAAUUUGAAUCAAUUAUUAAUGAAUUAGUUUCCCACAGUUCUUGUGGUGAAAUAAAAGAGGUUUAUAACGAUUUAUUAACCAUUACUGGUGAAAAUUCAAAAUCUACUAUUUUAGAUGCAAUUGAACAAUAUAACAUAUCAAAUGCAGUUCCUGUUGAUCUAGAAGGCAGAUUUGUAAUAAUUUCCAAAUACAAUAAAGAAGGUAGUAAGUUCUUUGAUCCAAAGACCUCAAACCUUUUUUCAGUUGAUCAUUUAAACUUGAUAAGUUUAGACAUUGAGAAAUCAGAAAAUAAGUUGACUGAUGAACAAGAAACUAUCGACAAAGAACUCUUAGAAUAUUCACAAACAGAUUUUCCAGGUGAUAUCACCUAUGGUGUAUUCUCUGUCCCUGGCGAACCAAAUAAAACAGCUAUACUUAUCAGUUGUAAUAGAUAUAAUACAGCUAAUUUUUGGACAGGUCGUUGGAAAUCUGAAUAUAUAUACGACAAUGAAAGCAAGAGUUUGCAAGGUUCUAUAGAUGUUCAAGUUCAUUACUAUGAAGAUGGUAAUGUGAAAUUCAAGUCUACAGAAGAAUUUAAUGAAUCUAAUGUGUCCUCUGUAGUAGAUAAGAUUAAAGAGUUGGAAAAGAAUUUUGAACGUCAAUUGGACAACUCAUUUACUGAUUUGAAUGAAAACCAAUUUAAACAAUUGAGAAGAAGAUUGCCAGUUACUAGAUCAAAGGUCAACUGGGGUAAAGCAAUUGGUAACUAUAGAUUAGGUAAAAACGCCGUUGAAGGUAACUAA
Messenger RNA from Vanderwaltozyma polyspora DSM 70294, 795 nucleotides. It is a transcript of the gene CAP1, whose product is annotated as Cap1p. Gene Ontology annotation, biological process: actin cytoskeleton organization; barbed-end actin filament capping. The transcript has a single exon. Gene Ontology annotation, molecular function: actin filament binding. Gene Ontology annotation, cellular component: F-actin capping protein complex; actin cortical patch. The record is from RefSeq and is a predicted model, not a curated record. Lineage: Eukaryota; Fungi; Ascomycota; Saccharomycetes; Saccharomycetales; Saccharomycetaceae. The coding region runs from base 1 to 795 and encodes 264 amino acids.